Meriones unguiculatus (Mongolian gerbil) is the source of this 9878-nucleotide messenger RNA. It is a transcript of the gene Kcnh7, whose product is annotated as potassium voltage-gated channel subfamily H member 7. NCBI's taxonomy places the organism in Eukaryota, Metazoa, Chordata, Mammalia, Rodentia, Muridae. The record is from RefSeq and is a predicted model, not a curated record. Gene Ontology annotation, biological process: potassium ion transmembrane transport; membrane repolarization during action potential. The transcript has 17 exons. Bases 211 to 3822 code for a protein of 1203 amino acids. Gene Ontology annotation, molecular function: inward rectifier potassium channel activity. Gene Ontology annotation, cellular component: membrane.
GCGAGGGCCCCCUCCGGAAGGUGAGCGGGAUGGAUUGGACUCCGGCGGGGAACGCGGGUGUCUCGAAGUGGUGCUAAUGGGAAGAGGUUUCUGCUCCCCAAAGAAGAUGCGCUGCCACAAAGAGCGGCUCGCGCGCCGGCCUGGGCUCUAGCCCGGCAGACAACCCGGGAGAACUCCGAGCUCUGAGCGCUCGGCGAAGACCCGGGCAACAUGCCUGUUCGCAGGGGGCAUGUGGCACCGCAAAACACCUUCCUGGGGACCAUCAUACGGAAAUUUGAAGGGCAGAAUAAAAAAUUUAUCAUUGCAAAUGCCAGAGUACAGAACUGUGCCAUCAUCUACUGCAAUGAUGGCUUCUGUGAGAUGACUGGUUUCUCCAGGCCAGAUGUCAUGCAGAAGCCGUGCACCUGCGACUUUCUCCAUGGGCCUGAGACCAAGAGGCAUGAUAUUGCCCAAAUUGCCCAGGCGUUGCUGGGGUCGGAGGAGAGGAAGGUGGAGGUCACCUACUAUCAUAAAAAUGGUUCCACUUUUAUUUGUAACACUCAUAUAAUUCCAGUGAAGAACCAAGAGGGUGUGGCUAUGAUGUUCAUCAUUAAUUUUGAGUAUGUAACAGAUGAAGAGAAUGCUGCCUCCCCAGAGAGGGUAAACCCAAUAUUACCAGUCAAAACUGUAAACCGGAAACUAUUUGGAUUCAAAUUUCCUGGUUUGAGAGUUCUAACAUACAGAAAGCAGUCCUUGCCACAGGAAGACCCGGAUGUGGUCGUCAUUGAUUCCUCUAAGCACAGCGAUGACUCCGUGGCCAUGAAGCAUUUCAAGUCUCCCACGAAAGAAAGUUGCAGUCCCUCUGAAGCAGACGAUACGAAAGCCUUGAUACAGCCUAGCCAGUGUUCUCCUUUAGUGAACAUAUCCGGGCCUCUAGACCACUCCUCUCCCAAAAGACAAUGGGACCGCCUCUACCCUGACAUGCUGCAGUCAAGUUCCCAACUAACACACUCCAGGUCAAGGGAGAGCCUCUGUAGCAUCCGGAGGGCAUCUUCAGUUCAUGAUAUAGAAGGGUUCAGUGUCCACCCCAAGAACGUAUUCAGAGAUCGACAUGCCAGCGAAGACAACGGUCGCAAUGUCAAAGUUUCACGUUCCUGGAUGGCAGGGGGGCCUUUUAAUCAUAUCAAGUCAAGCCUGCUGGGAUCCACGUCGGAUUCAAACCUCAACAAAUACAGCACCAUUAACAAGAUUCCUCAGCUCACUCUGAAUUUUUCAGAUGUCAAAACUGAAAAAAAGAAUACAUCUCCUCCUUCUUCUGAUAAAACUAUCAUUGCUCCCAAGGUUAAAGAACGGACACACAAUGUGACAGAGAAAGUGACCCAGGUUCUUUCUUUGGGAGCAGACGUCUUGCCAGAAUAUAAGCUUCAGACGCCGCGCAUCAACAAAUUUACAAUCCUGCACUAUAGCCCUUUCAAAGCCGUCUGGGAUUGGCUCAUUUUACUACUGGUCAUUUAUACUGCUAUAUUCACCCCGUACUCUGCAGCCUUUCUCCUCAACGAUAGAGAGGAACAGAAAAGGCGAGAAUGUGGCUAUUCUUGUAGUCCUUUGAAUGUGGUAGACUUGAUUGUGGAUAUCAUGUUUAUUAUAGACAUUCUAAUAAACUUCAGAACAACCUAUGUAAAUCAGAAUGAAGAAGUGGUAAGUGAUCCUGCCAAAAUAGCAAUACACUACUUCAAAGGCUGGUUCCUGAUUGACAUGGUGGCAGCCAUCCCUUUUGACUUGCUGAUUUUUGGAUCAGGUUCUGAUGAGACAACCACACUAAUUGGUCUUCUGAAGACUGCGCGUCUCCUUCGUCUUGUGCGCGUAGCCAGGAAGCUGGAUCGGUACUCAGAGUAUGGCGCUGCGGUUCUAAUGCUCUUAAUGUGCAUAUUUGCCCUGAUUGCCCACUGGCUGGCUUGCAUCUGGUACGCGAUUGGGAAUGUAGAGAGGCCCUAUCUGACUGACAAAAUUGGAUGGUUGGAUUCCUUAGGACAACAAAUUGGGAAACGUUACAAUGACAGUGACUCGAGUUCCGGACCUUCCAUUAAAGACAAAUACGUCACGGCACUUUAUUUUACCUUCAGCAGUUUAACCAGUGUAGGAUUUGGAAAUGUGUCUCCCAACACCAAUUCGGAGAAAAUCUUUUCCAUUUGUGUCAUGUUGAUUGGCUCCUUAAUGUAUGCAAGCAUUUUUGGGAAUGUUUCUGCAAUUAUUCAAAGACUAUACUCGGGAACUGCCAGGUACCACAUGCAGAUGCUGAGAGUGAAGGAGUUCAUCCGCUUCCACCAAAUCCCCAACCCUCUGAGGCAACGGCUUGAAGAAUAUUUCCAGCACGCGUGGACAUACACCAACGGCAUUGACAUGAACAUGGUCUUGAAGGGAUUUCCAGAAUGUUUACAGGCUGACAUUUGCCUCCAUCUAAACCAGACUUUGCUACAAAACUGCAAAGCCUUUCGAGGCGCCAGUAAAGGCUGCCUGAGAGCUCUGGCCAUGAAGUUCAAAACCACCCAUGCCCCUCCAGGAGACACCCUGGUCCACUGUGGGGAUGUCCUAACCGCACUGUACUUCUUAUCCAGAGGCUCCAUUGAAAUCCUCAAGGAUGACAUAGUGGUAGCUAUCCUUGGAAAAAAUGAUAUCUUCGGGGAAAUGGUUCAUCUUUACGGCAAACCCGGCAAGUCUAACGCUGAUGUGCGAGCACUCACGUACUGUGACCUGCAUAAGAUCCAGCGCGAAGACUUACUGGAGGUCCUGGACAUGUAUCCCGAGUUUUCUGACCACUUUCUGACCAAUCUAGAGCUGACUUUCAACCUGAGACACGAAAGUGCAAAGUCCCAAUCUAUAAAUGAUUCCGAAGGGGACACCGGGAAACUGCGAAGAAGGAGACUAUCCUUUGACAGCGAAGGCGAAAAAGAUUUUAGCAAGGAAAACAGUGCAAAUGAUGCUGAUGAUUCUACAGAUACAAUAAGACGUUAUCAGAGUUCCAAGAAGCAUUUUGAAGAGAAGAAAAGCAGAUCAUCAUCAUUCAUCUCCUCCAUCGAUGAUGAACAGAAGCCGCUCUUCCUGGGAACAGUAGAUUCUACUCCAAGAAUGGUGAAAGAAACCAGACUCCAAGGUGAAGAAACAAUAGCCCCCUCAGGAAGAAUUCACACAGACAAAAGGAGUCACUCCUGCAAAGAUAUCACUGAUCCUCACAGCUGGGACAGAGAGCAUGCCCGGGCUCAACCAGAAGAAUGCAGUCCCUCAGGAAUUCAGAGGGCUGCCUGGGGCAUCUCUGAGACAGAAAGCGACCUCACCUACGGGGAAGUGGAGCAAAGGUUAGACUUACUUCAAGAACAACUUAACAGACUUGAAUCCCAAAUGACAACGGACAUCCAGACCAUCCUACAGCUCCUGCAGAAACAAAGCACGGUGGUCCCUCCGGCCUACAGCAUGGUGACCGCAGGAGCAGAGUAUCAGAGGCCCAUCCUCCGUCUGCUGAGAACCAGUCACCCCAGAGCAUCCAUUAAGACUGACCGGAGUUUCAGCCCCUCCUCACAGUGUCCUGAAUUUCUCGACCUUGAAAAAUCUAAACUCAAAUCCAAAGAAUCACUCUCAAGUGGAAGGCGUCUGAACACAGCCUCAGAAGACAACUUGACUUCACUUUUAAAACAAGACAGUGAUGUGUCUUCAGAGCUUGACCCAAGACAGAGAAAAACUUACCUUCAUCCCAUCCGGCAUCCAUCUCUGCCAGAUUCUUCACUAAGCACUGUAGGGAUCUUGGGUCUCCACAGGCAUGUUUCUGAUCCUGGUCUCCCAGGAAAGUAAUCAUUUUGUACUAUUUCCUCCACAUCCAAUGUAAGUGCUUUUAAUGGCUGUUUUCCUUUUUGUAUUUAAAUCCUCUCUACUUGACUCAGGGGCUCACAAGGUACCAUUAUAUGCAAAAGUACUGUAUAUUUUUCCUAAAUUGAAGCUUGUAAGGUAACAUUGAGCAGUUAGGAUGUAAAUAUACAUAAGAGCUUUUGGUUCCAAAUGUUAAAACUGCCAGCAUCUCAAGGCACCUUAUUUUUAAUUUUAUUUUUUAAAUCAUGUGCAUGUUAGGAAACUCCAGUUUCUCUUGCAUGGAGACUCCUAUGGACCGCUUUUAUUGAUCCAGUGCUUCAUUAUGAAAAUGCCUUCCAAGCAAAUAAGAAGCCAAGGAAUGAAAGUGUUUAUAAAUGCAACUCAGAUAAUCCCCAAAUUAUGGGAGGUCAAGGGAGAUAAAGAGAAGUUAAUCACUUUGGAGAACAGAUAUCCUUCUGUGUUGACAUGUUUAGACUCACAUUCAUUUCGUAUAAUAAUUAAAAAAAAGAUGCAAAGUUUGAGUUUUACAUAUCAGUCAGAAAGGGAGCAAAAUCCAAAAAGUACCAAAAGAUAUAAAUUUUUUGAGGAGAUGGGUUUAUUAAACUUCAGAUUACAUGUGAGGUUUCAGCAGUAACUCGGGCCCUCCUGGUUUCACGUCCCAGCUUACAUAAGACCUUCCACAAGAGCUACUCAUUUUGGAGAGGUGACAGCUUUUGUUCCCGGCUUCCAGCGGUGAGGAAAUUGUGGGAAGCAGUUGCCUGCUCCCAGCUUUCUCUGGCCAGUGAGCAGUCUGUCGGUAAGAAGGAUCUCAACUCUGCUUUUAGGCAGGCCAGUGGGAGGAGAACAGAAAGAGCUGGUGUGAUUUCUGCCCUACCUUUGGACAGACUGAAGAGACACAACACUCCCUCCAAGCUUUUGUCUUCAGCUAAACAAUCAUGAAGACAAGACAACAUUAGUGAGAGAAUAAACCGGUCUCUCUAGGAAAUUCUGCAGUAGCUGCAAUAACUGAAGGCUUGAAAUGAAGAUUAUUUUGUAUGUUGUGGGUGGUCCUUCACAUGCCACUUAGACAAAAGGACAUUUCUUCAGAUUUACAUAUGAGAACAACCUUGCAUUUGAUUAACUGGUAGACGCUCAUGUUUGUUUCAAAAAUAUCUAAUUUCAGAGUAUUUAUGUCAACAAAACUCUUUUAAAGAAUGGGUUGUUUCCUUAUUUUCUUACCCCAGCUGUGGCAAACAGCGUUCACUGAGCCAUCUAGAGAUUCUUAAAUUAAUUGAAAAUUAAGUGAAAAAUCAAUUACAUAUCAUUUGGGCUGAUUAUACAUUGACUCCAAACCAGAGGCUAUAUAGUAGAAGAAUAUAUCCUAACAUCUUUGAAAGUUAGGUACUAUUUUGGGGACAGAAAUGGCAUUUGGGUCAUAAAAUCAGCACAGAAAAAAAUAUAAUUUAUAACUCAUUUGGACAAACUCCAGUUAAAUUCCAUUUCAAACUCAGUGAUAAUUUUUAAAUUAUCAGAGGCUUAUUACUGUGUUCUUUUCUACUGAACACUCAGGCGGUUUUUGAAGGCUUCUUAUUUUUUCUAAUUUAUGUGCUUCCACUGAGCUUUAAAUAGCAUUUCAUCUAUACGUUAUUGAAUGGUUGAAUUUUCCCUCACCUUUGACACUAAUCUGUCAGUCCCAUUCAAAUGCAAGCAAUUUGUUAAAUGCGCAUAACACCACUACUCUAUUUAAAAUGUGAUUAGAUUGUCCUUAAAUUGUUCCCUCUAUACUGUUAGCCAUCACAGAAUUUGCUAGUCUGAUCUGUGUGGGAGGGAAUCUGUACACAGGGCAUGCUCUUAGUCUCAGUUUAAGAAAAGUAAUCAUAAGUGAUGGCAUACUUACGGCAAAAGACCAGCCAAGUCAACAAAAGUAUAAUUAGAAUGGGUUUCUCAGAUGAUCUGAUAGGGUACAGACAUUUGAAUGAGGUUCUGUACGCAGGAAAGAGAAAGUGGCGAACAAUUUAGAUAUGGUUUUAGGAAUCUCAUUUCCACAUCGGGACACAUUUCUGCGGCUGCGACAGAUCUCCUAUGGAAUAUUCUGCCUAAGCUCUUCGAGCAUUCAGAAUAAAUUCGGGAGAGACUGCUCAUUUGUCAGGAGAGAGGAUUUGGCAGGUGAGGAGCUGAGAUCUGAUUGUUUGACUAGGGGAUGUUCCCGCUGCAGCAUUUGGUACAACAGUUCAGCUGGGUGAAGGCCUCGGUUUAUAUUCUUUAUAGAAACUGGCCACACAGGAAAGGGGAGGUAAUGGGUGGUUCACAAGCAUCCAGCUGGUUUAAAUUCUAGCUCAACACAAACCCCUCUCCUUAAUUCCUCCGCAUACAGGACUUGUUUGCUGUUUAAAUCCUGAGUCUCAGAGGGCCAUGUAGGAAUAAGGAGACCUUUUUUAUUGUUUGUUUGUUUUUCUAUAGAAAAUUAGUUUUAAAACUGCCAAAGCAAUAUAAAGCUAUAUAUAGUCAUAAAUGUAAGAUGAAAACAGUUUAACUGGCUUAUGGGUAAUAAUAGGAAUUAUCUUAAUGUACAAUAUGCACCCUAAAAAUGGCUUUAUAAUAAAUAGCAUUACCCUAUCAUCUAUAGCAAAAGCAACCUGUCACCUCCACCUUGGGGUUCUGCCCAAGGCUAGGUCUAACUGUUGCACCAGCCAAACAGCAGUGUGGCAGCUGCUUUCCUUAGAGGGGAUUAGAAGCACUGAUGUCAAAAGCACCUUUUGUUUUUAACCCAAAAUUAGGAUCUGGUUCCAAGUCCUUAAAAAAAAAAUGCUGUCUUAAAAGUUUAUUUGGAUGAGAUAUUCUCCUGCUGCUAUUAAUUGCUGGACAGAGAAUUGCCUCUAAGACUCAUCAUUUCAUCCCAGAGGGGAGUCCCAUACUUUAAUUAGCUGAUGAGAAAAGCAGGAAAAAAGAAAUACAGAAGUGAUGUUUUUAAUAUAAUAGUCAGUAAUUCAACAAACAGGGGAAAGCAGGGGGCUAAUUUGGGACAGUGUAAAUUUUAAGUUUAUUAUAAUGAACUGGCCAUGAGAAUUAAGCUUUUUCUACUAUUCCAGUCAGGGGAGAGGGCAUACUGACAUUGGGAAUCAGGUUUAAUAUGUGUGUAUUAGAACUCAAGACUGCACAGACUCGAACUUGUACAAAACACCUACGAGAAAAACAUUUGUAUCCAAAUGUUGCUUUCAAAUCCCAACUUACACAUUAUAGGUAAAGAUAAAAUGUGUCACCUCCUCAGUGUAUAUAAAAAAGAAAAGCAAUUAAUAAUGAAUAACAUUGUUUUAUAGUCAGAAAAAAGCAAUUCAGUAAGUUAAUCAGUUAUUAGAAAUGACCUGUAACUGGCUAUAAUUUAAUGUAAAUGACUCUAUAGUGUUGAUUCAUGGAUGACACUAAACCAGAAAAUGAGGUUUGGACAUAUUAAUGGGCUUAUUAUUCGAUUUUUAAAAAGCUCUUAGGUAAAAAAAAAACAUCUGAGUUGUUAUUCUCAUUUUUGUAGUAACAUAAAUAUGCCAGUCCUGGGCAUUCCAAGAGGCACUAGGAAGAUAGGUUGCUGGGCCUGUCCUCAAGCAGUGCUCACAUCACCUAGGAACAUAGACCUCAUCCCAAAUCCACUGAAUCGGAAACAUGGAGGCCGGGACCCAGCGGCGCUCCUUCAGCGAGCUGUCUUUCACACGCCCUCGGUGCACACUCAAACACUGAGGUCCACAGCCGGUACAUGGUAGUCAAGCCAACUCCAUCCUAACCUUCAUUCACAUGCUGUGUGACCCUGAGGGAAUUAAUUACCCUCUUUGAGUUCUUCCCUGAACCUGUAAAAAGUGAGGCGAGAGUCCCGCCUCACUAAAGUUUCAGAAGAAACAAAAUCAAAUUGGAAAAAAAAAAAAGUGCCUGGCACAAAGUAGGUGCUUAAAAAAAUUCUAAAAUCCACCCCGCCCACCCUCCACCCUCCAACAUGACAUUAAAAAACAAUUAGGAAGAUAAGUUUGUUUUCUUUUGCACAAGUGCUAAGUAACUAAAUCGCUGUUUCCAUGACUAAAGCUUUUGAUGCAGAGAAACUUAACUGUAGCUACAAUCUUCCCUUAAUGUUGUGCUAUUAGCGCUACAGCUCUAAAGUAAUAAUACUGUCAAUAACGUGGUGGGAAUAUGACCUUCCCUGUUUAAAAAAAAAAAAAUGCCUGCUCUGAACUGUUGUUAAAUUCUGCAAGGCUAGUGCACUGUGCUUGGACAUGACAGAGUUCCCAGAUGGAUAUUUGAAACUAUUUACGAAAUUCAAUUUUGAUAGUAAACACAAUUGCUGUUUUUACAAAGACUGGAACUUGACCCCGGUGGCGGCAGGCCCCCCGAUCCUUCCUCUCACUGCCCAAAAUGCAUUCUAUAGAUCUUAGACACCCGAGUUCUCAUGUGGGAUGCUGGAAACGGCAAAAUCAAAGCCCACCUUUUCCAUGUAUGAUUGACGAAUAACCCAAAACAAAGUGAUUAAAAAAACAAAAACAAAAACAAAAAAAACCUAAAGCAAAGCGAUUUCUGAAAUCUCUCUCAAAUGUACGCGUGGGAGUGCGUGCAGGCCAUGCGUUGCAUAAAGUUUCAAGUUCACCCUGUGCCUUGUGCUCCACCACAGAGCCGUGCUCCUGGGCUACCACGUGAAAACAUUCCCACCGUUCUCUCCUCCCCCUAACUCUCCACACUGACACUCAGUAUGGAAUAGAAACUCACGAAGUGGCUUUCAGGCAGUUGCCAAAAAUGAGGCUUUUCUAGAAGGAGACUGUUAGUGUUGGGGUGACCGCUUCUGUGUUAGCUCCCAAGGGCCUCGUGCACAGAAUGACUCAUCCACACCGCAGAUGCUGUCUGGGCUUGAGCUAGGUUGUCCCUGCUCUUCCUGAUUUCCCAGGUGUUCUCACUCACAGCUGUAUGCUUGCGGUAGCUAAAGGGGAUGUUUUAACUUUUUAAAAACUGAAAGGGUAUCUCCAAUGCUUUACAAAAUAUUAGGUAUUGUGUCUGAGCAAGGCCCAUGUUUAUAAUGCCGUUAUAGUCUUUUGUGUUAAAAUACACUUUGUUCAGUACAGAAGAAAAGCCAUAAAAGACAUGAACUGACAUAUGACAGCAUUAAAAAAAAAAACAAAACAAAAAAACUACCACAGAGAUUAUUUUGUUGACUAUUUCAUGAAAGUUGAGAGACGACUAAUUGGAAGUUAUUUAAAACUACCGUUAUUACUAUAAAUGAGAAUAAAUCACUCAUAAAAAUGAAAUGUAUAUAAAACUAUAUAACCACUUGACCCAAUCCAUCACACUAGCAGACAUGAUCAAACUUUUCAACAUAUACAGCAAGAAAUGUUAUAGUAAUGCCCCCAAAUAAAUACUUUUAUUACGAGAAGUAGCAAUGUGUACAUGAUUAUAUUUAAAAAAUUCACGUCAAAACUUAGUUGAAUUCCUAAACUGUACUCAUGUCAUCUGUGGCGACUAUAAGUUAAGUAAAAUCACUUAGCACACAUGUAAUCUCAAGGCUUUACAUAUUGAACUUACAUUCUUUGGACUUCCUCUGGUGUUUUAUGAUGCAAUUUAUAAACUUAGAAUUGCGAAUAACCACAACUGUGAACAUUUUAAGUGUAUUAGUUCUCAUUCAAAUUUGUACUGUGUCUGAGCGCAGAAGGAAAGUCCACACUACGGUCCUUAUCACUAACUAGGAGGAAACUUGAAGGAUCAGCAAAGUUUGGAAGAGUGCUUCCUACAUUUUUCCUCAAAGACUCACAGAGAUACAACAGCAAUGAAAUGGCAUGGCACCCUUCUCCCAAAUGGUUAAAAAAAAAAAAGGACAGUAAAAAUAUCCAGAAAUCCCUAAUUUAUUCCUAGGCACCUACUGAUUUUAACAAAAGGCACAUUAGUUUUUUACAGCAGAAAUUUUCAUUUUAUAAUUCUAAUGAGAAAAUAUAUUGUCCCAGAAGGCUUGCCAGUCAAUGAAUACUGCAUUUCAGAAAAAAAAAAAAAAAAUAUGUGUGAUUACUUGAAAAUGUCAGUCACCUGCUAUAAGGAAGCUCACG